GGCGACGGGCGGGUGGCUGCAGCUUGCGGAGGAGCGCGGCCUGUCCGGCCUCGGCUCCCCCGCCGCGCUCAGCGCUCCCUGCCGGCGGGGCCGGCUCGGGCUCCGCCGCGUCCCCCCUCCUUCCGUGGGGCCGGGGGACCGCGCCUGUCUUCUUCCCUUCUCACCUUCCCUUCCCGGGGAGCCGCCUGCCGGGCUGGGGGAAGGCAGCCGGGGCAGCCCGUCCCGCCCGGGCUCCGGCAGGCUGGUGGCGGCCAUCGGGACUCGGGGCGGGGGCCCCCCGGGCGCCCUUCUUCCCCUUCCCUCCCUCCCUCCCUGGGAGGCGCUGGAGGAUUUUCUCCCGCUGCAACCCCCUCGCUGCCCCCCAGACAUGGUAGGUCACCUCCAGCUGCAAGGGAUGGACGAGAGCCUGAAGGAGAAGAGCCGGGAAGGCUUGCUGGACAGCCCGGACUCGGGGCUGCCCCCCAGCCCCAGUCCCCCUUUCUACUCCCUCUCGCCCGGCAGCGGCGAGGGCCGAGCCGGGGGGUGCAGCAGCAGCGCGGACCCCCCGGCCCAGGGGCACCCUCGAGAGGCCAAGGACGGCAAAGUGAUGCCUUACCUGCUUCUGAACCCGACCAUGCCGGAGAUGAGGCCUCGAAUGUACCCUGUGUUUUUCGGAGAAAGCAUUGAAGUCAGCCCUGAGCCCGUGCAGGAAAUUAGGUGCAAUUCCGAGGUGAAGUAUGACUCUGAGAAGCAUUACCGGGAUGACAUCUUCUACGGCCCCAUCCCCACUGUCACCACCUACAGCGAGACGGUCAUUGCUGCACCAAACUGCACCUGGCGGAACUACAAGUCCCAGCUGAUCUUCGAGCCUCGCCAGAAGCCACUGAGGUUUCAGAGCACGACCAUCAUUUUUCCUAAGCGUGCCAAGAACAUUUACCGGACCACCCUCAACUACAGCCUGGGCUGUGCCAAGCGCUGGUUUUCUUCCAGCGUGCAGCUGGAACUUUGCGAGGAAACCAGCCCGUGUGUCAUCUACAGCGAGACCCUCUGAUCCACCCUGCCGCUGGCAACCUUGUGACCUCAAGGAGGCCGUGGCCUUUGCUGGGUCUCUGGUUGGGCCCUCAUUGAUGAUGACUAAAUAUUAAUGGCUGGAGAAAACGUCACCUUGGGUGAGGAUGAACUGGGAGGAGGCUUGCAGGGCAUGGGAUGGUUCUGAUCAGUGGAAGGCUGGCUUGCGUUUUGCGACGUUCCUGACAUUUGUGAUCUGGAUUUUAUUUUAUUUUUUUCCAAGCAUAUCUAUUUUUGACUUGUGCUUAGAUGAAAUCAAGAUGACUAAGGACCCUAUUACCCAUAGCAGAGUGCUGCCUUGUGAGCUCUGUAGGUCUUUUCUAGCACACGGAUGAGACUCACUUCAGAGCUAUUUGCAUCCGGCCUGCCCAGAGUCAGCAUCCGGCCUGCCCAGCACACACCAAGCCCAAUCCCUUGGAGUUUAAAUGCAGAGGAAGAUAUUUGUGUCAGUACUUCACAUCCUGCAUCUAACAGCUUACCUGGGAGAUAGCUGCAAUAUUACACCACUGCAAGAAUAUCAGGCCUAACUUGCUUGUGGGAGUGGGGACUGUCAGCAAGAAAAAGAGGAGGAAAGCAGGUGCACAGUGCUCUUGCCAGCAGCUAGCUGUUUACAUGCUAUAACAAGGCAUGGCACAAGCAGGUGAUGAGAGGAAGGCCCACCCUGACCCACAGCCACUUCUUCUGCGACCCCAGCCUAGCCAUGAGGAUGCAGGGGAGACUAAGGAGACUGAAUAGCAAUGGGGCUGUUUUCUAAAAGUGUCCAAGGGCCUUAGGAGUCCUUUUUCAGAAGUACUGGCAGCCCAAACGCUGCCAUGCUGUUUGUUGUACCUAACACCCAGUUUACAGGGAUCUUUAUGCACUCACUUUUGAGCUUCAGGAUAUUACAGAGAGGAGCAUAGCACAGCAAAAUGUUAUCUAGCUUUAAAAAAGCUGGUGCACGGUUAACUUGAGAGCAAGGUUGCUCACCUUCUCAGUAGUUUCCAUACCUGUGUUGUGGACAGCUUACCUGGCUGUGGAGGAGCAUCCAGACUGUCUCUGUGUAGAGCCUGAAGUAUUGAAGAGCCAAACUCUGUGCAGGAUUUUCUUAAUUGGCCAGGUUGUAGCAAUUAAACAGGUAUUUCACAAACAGCUGAGCUGUCCCUGCAACAGGAUCAAAAAGCACAGAGGUAACAGGAGUCACUACAGCCGUCGUAAGGUAAACCAGUCCCUCCCAUGAAUCACAUCUCCCAGUAUCUCUUCACUUCAUUAGCUUGCUGAAAACCUGCAGGAGCCUGGAUUCCUACAGACAUAUAACCUUUGAAAACGGUAUGGAAUUGUCUCCAAAAAUCAUACCAAGAAUUUUUGCAUGCUGCUCAGAAGAGCCCAGACUUAGAAAAUAACCACAUAGAUCUGGAAAUCAAUUUCCAGCUUUCAUUCUUCUAAACUUUCCAUUUUUUUCUGACUUGCUGCAAGUCUGAUUGAGUUAUUUCAGAAUGCAGCUAAGAAGCCAAGCCCGAAAGCCUAUUAACAGUGUCAACAAGACACAGCUGAUUGCCCAGAACAGUUGACGCACAAACCCACAGAGAUUUUAAAAAAAAAAUCCCACAAAAAACAGUCUGACAAACUUUAAGAAAAAUAGUAACCUACAAAGAUACUUUUUUUCCAUCAAUUUCAAAAGGCAAAUGGUAGGUGUGACCAGAACUGUGACCUUUAUGAAACAGAGUUCUCUUGUUUAAAAUGAAGCACUUUUUUUUUUUUUUUUUUUAAACCAGAGGUAAAGUCUUUAUAUUCAACCUUAAAUCCUGAAAACUGAAGCAUCAAUAGUACUGAAGCUCAUAUUCUAUGGUAGUGGUGAGCUCUGCCUCUGGGAGUUAGAUCUGGGUAGGGAGAAAUGUCUCAUAGGAUUUCCAAGACUUCCACCUACUGCAGAAUUAUUUUCAGCAACACAGAAAGGAGGAUUGUAUUUGUUACUGGUCAGAUUUUGCUGUCACUCACCAUCAGCA
Molecule: messenger RNA, 3029 nt
Organism: Oxyura jamaicensis (ruddy duck)
Lineage: Eukaryota; Metazoa; Chordata; Aves; Anseriformes; Anatidae
Gene: RFLNA
Product: refilin A
Exons: 4
Coding region: 368-1030 (220 amino acids)
Biological process (GO): negative regulation of bone mineralization involved in bone maturation; negative regulation of chondrocyte development; skeletal system morphogenesis
Cellular component (GO): actin filament bundle
Molecular function (GO): filamin binding
Source: RefSeq, a predicted model, not a curated record